Messenger RNA from Python bivittatus (Burmese python), 1075 nucleotides. NCBI's taxonomy places the organism in Eukaryota, Metazoa, Chordata, Lepidosauria, Squamata, Pythonidae. The record is from RefSeq and is a predicted model, not a curated record.
GCAGUUACUUUCCAUCAGAGAAGUUACAGUCUGGAGCUGAAGAAAGUGCCGCCACACCCGAUUGGCUCCUUCCCUUCACUCAAAAACUGAGAAACGGAAAGUGACCCUUUCUCCUUGAGGAUGCAGACCCCCUCUUGAAACCAAAGGAUAACAAGACCUUCUUUAUUUUACCCUUUUCACCCUAAAAGAGUAUUGAUGAUCUCAGUGUUUUGCAGCAGCUCGUGAAGCUUACGGCAGAAUUGUUGAGAUGUUCUUACAAGCCUUUUUAGUUGUUCUGCUCUACACAACUGUGGUCCCCCUCCAGGCUCAAAAUGAUGAAGGAACUUCUUCCUGUGCAGAUAAAACUGAGUGUCCUAUCACGGUGUACUUUGUCAUUGACACAUCUGAGAGCAUUGCCCUUCAGACUGAGCCUAUUGAGAGUCUAGUGAACCACAGCAAGAAGUUUGUCACUCAGUUCGUCAAUAAGUUAGCCAAUGAGGUCUACCAGAACCAAAUAGCCAUAAACUGGCAAAUUGGUGGACUUCACUUUUCAGAUAUAGUGAUUAUCUUUAGUCCUUUGACCUCAAACAAGGCGAUAUUCAAUGAGAAAUUGGAAAAAAUCCGUUACAUUGGUCGGGGCACCUUCACAGACUGUGCCCUCUCCAACAUGACGGCUCAGAUGCCUCUCAGUUCCCCAGGGAUGAAUUAUGCUGUGGUGAUCACUGAUGGCCACGUGACUGGGCAUCCCUGUGGAGGGAUGAAGCAGCAAGCUGACCGAGCACGAGAAGCAGGGAUCAAGCUCUUUGCGGUGGCCCCCAGCAUGAAAAUCUAUGAGCAAGGUCUCCAGGAAAUUGCCAACCUUCCACAUGAGCUUUUCCGGAACAACUAUGCUACCCUAAAGAAAGGCAGUGUUGAUGAGGAUACUGAAACUAUGGAUAAGAUCAUCCAAGUUAUGAAACAUGAUGCCUUUGAAAAGUGCUACAAAAUGAGCUGUCUUGAAAUUCAAGGUCCUCUUGGCCCAAAGGGAUUUCGAGGACAAAAGGGUGCGAAAGGGAACAUGGGGAUUCCAGGCUUUCCUGGGCAAAAAGGACGACAG